AGAGGAGGAAAGUGAGACAGAGAUGAAAAGGGAGGAAAGGAAGGAGGACAGGAAACAUCAAGAGCGGAGAGUGAGAUGAUAGAAAAACAUAGAUGACUGACAAAGUGUAGGUAGGUAGAUAGAUAGAUAGAUAGAUAGAUAGAUAGAUAGCAUCAUGAUAAGAUUUAGGUGUGUUCUGCUCUGUUAGAGUUUUCAUUCAUACAACAGCUGGAGUGGCGAGAGGGAGCAGCACUUUCCUUCUCUCUCCAUCACACACACACACACGCACACACACACACACACACACACACACACACUCCUCUGACACACAUACACGUGCAUUUACAAACAGCAACACACAUUUUCGCUGCGUAGAGCGACGGACUCCCCUCCCCUGAGACUCCUUCUGUUAGGAGAGGAGAGGAAGCGACAGAUUUUGUAGCUACAGACGUGGACACACACACACACACACACACACACAGAGAAAAGCACAUGUGUUUCAUAGUGGACUGGAAACUGAGGGAUGCAUCAUGAAGUCUCAGCAGAAGUGCAUCGUGAUUUUUGCCUUGGUCUGCUGCUUCGCCGUGCUGGUGGCGUUGAUUUUCUCAGCCGUGGACAUUUGGGGCGAAGACGAAGACGGGAUCACGGAGGAGAACUGUAGCAGGAACUGCAGAGUCAUGCUUGUUGAGAACAUCCCAGAAGACAUCUCCUUUGACAAUGGUACAGCCCACGUCCCUCUCUUGGUGGGCCUGUACAAUUUAUUGGACCGGGCCAUCAGGGUCGUGGAGAUCGUUUCGCCGCUGUGGCUCCUCAACUCCUCUGAUUAUGAAUCCAGCUUCCAGCCGGCGGCCAGACAGGGCCGGGCUCUGCUGUCCAGGCUUCAGGGGCUCAAAGCAAAAGGAGUCCAGCUGAAGAUCUCCAGCGGGAUGAUCGACUCGACCGAGCUCAAGACGCUCGCCAAACACAAUGCUGAGGUCCACUAUGUGAACAUGACAGCGCUGACCAAAGGUCGCCUCCUCUCCUCGUUCUGGGUGGUCGACAGGAGACAUUUCUACAUCGGGAGUGCAAGCAUGGACUGGAGAUCCCUAGCCACUAGGAAGGAGCUGGGAGUGCUGGUGUACGACUGCAGCUGUCUGGCUCUGGACCUCCACAGAGUGUUCAGUCUCUACUGGGGGCUCCAGUACAGAGACUUCAUCCCCUCCUUCUGGUCCAAGCGUCUCUUUGCGCUCUACAACAAGAACGCUCCUCUGGACUUCACUCUCAACAGCACCAAGGCUCAGGCCUUCAUCUCUAGCUCUCCAGAUGUUUUCAUCCCCAAAGAUCGUACCAACGACCUGGAAGCCAUUUCCUGGAUCAUCCAAGAAGCUCGCCAUUUCAUAUACAUCUCCAUCAUUGAUUACCUGCCCCUGGUCAGCAGCAACGCCCACAAGUACUGGUCUCGUAUCGAUGGCCUAAUCCGGGAGGCUCUGAUCCUGAGGAAGGUGCGGGUGCGUCUGCUGAUAAGUUGCUGGGAAAAGACUCAACCACUCACUUUCAACUUUAUCUGGUCCCUGAGGAGUCUGUGCAUGGAGCAGGCCAACUGCUCUCUGGAAGCUAAGUACUUCAACCCCAGAGUGCAGAGGGAUGGCAGUCUCCAGGGAAUAAACCAUAACAGGUUUAUGGUGACCGACAGAGCCAUUUAUUUAGGUAACCUUGACUGGGUGGGGAAUGAGUUCACCUUCAAUGCAGGAGCCGGCCUGGUGAUCAGCCAGCCAGAGGGCGUCGAGGACAGGAACUCCACAGUGGUGGAGCAGCUGCGGGCAGCGUUUGACAGGGACUGGUUUUCACAUCACACCCGCUCCCUGCAGGCCAACAAGAUCCCCGUUUGCAUCAAGCACCAGAUCAACAAGCUGGUGCCAGAGAAAGCCAGCCACAUAGACAACGGGCCGAUGCCAAUCAGAACAGGCCAAUAUGAAACCGCACCUGCACCAAUGAGAAACAGUCACAAAGACGAUGGGCUGGUGAAAACGAGGCACCACGAUGACAAAAUUAAUCACCAAGGCUUUGCAAAUGGACUCGUGCCAAUCAUAGACAGUCAUCGCGAGAGGGGACAAGUUAAAAUCAGUAACCUUGACAACAGUCAGCUACAAAACAAAGGUGGCUACCAAGACAAUCCAAUGGAUCCACCCAGUCAGUCAGCAGAGAGCAGCGGCAGCAGAGAGAUGACCAACAGAUCCCUGUGACCGCCAAGAUGGAUUCCUCUUCACUGAAUGUCUAGAGGACGGCUCUUUUGCAGUGACAGUGGACUUACAUCACUGGGUCUUUGUAGCAUUUUAUUAUUGUCAUUUUGUAGGACACUGAAAAAAGAAGAUUGAAGUAACAUCUGGUUUGCAGGACUUGAUGUACGUGGAAGAACUCAGGAAGGAAAGGAGACGCCCCUCUGCAGUCUGGCACUUUUGAAUCUUUAAGAAUGAAACCAAAACUUUGGUGAAGAAGAAACGCUGAUGAUUACACUGUAAUGACUGACAACCGUGCUACUUAUUUAAACUUUUUUUUCUUGAUGAGCAAAGGAGACAUAUGAAAUCAUUUUGAUUGCCUACUUAUUGUAUGUGACUUACGCUGUUCAUGGCAGUCACCAUUGAUCACCCUUUAAAAGGGGGAAAGGUAACUGCAUUUCUGUGCAGAGGUGGGAGACAUUUGAGGACAUGUAGCUACACGAGCUGACGGUAGCAUUCAAGAUACAACUUCGCGGGAGAUUUAUCACACAGCUUUUCAUGCUGUGGAUCUCAGAUACAUAGAUACAUAGAUACAUCAUUUUGAGAUUGUCAAGCAGAAUAUUAGGAUCUUCAUCUAAGACCAAAUCAACCAGAAACCAUGAAUUUAAUAGACCACGGUUACAUGUGGUUAAAUGGAAACAGACAACCUCAAGAACCACCGCUAGUCAGUUUAUUAAUUUGUGUCACUGGCCACAAAAAGACAAACUGAAUUCUCUGUUAAACAUGAUGAACUAUUUGGAAUUCAAACGUAUUAAGAAGUUAUAUUUAUUUACAUGAUUUUUAAGCAUCUCCACAGAUGAGCCAAUAUCAGUUUUUUACACUUACUACUGAAAUGAACAUUGCCAUUAGUGUUGCAACUUGUUUUUAUUGCUAAGCUCUAAAAGGAUUGAUCAAUUCAUGUGUAGAAUUUAGAGGCACACAAAGCAAAGGAAGAUGCAGAUUAUGACCAAAUGAUUUCUUCUUGCCUCACUAUCCCCUGGCGAGCUUGUUGAAAAACCAAUGGUUGCCUUCAGGAAUAGGAACAAAAGAGGCCCCCUCUAGAGACAAUGCAUGUAUUGUCCAUUCUUAGCUACUGUACAAACAUGACGCUGUACAAUGGACGACUCAAUAUAAAGGUUUAAUUCUAGGCUGAUUGAAACAAGAAUCUUUGUUGCAGGCAGUUACACACAUUAAAAAACUUAAGUCCCCUCCCUAAAUUACAACGUGACACCAAAACUAACUGGAUCAGCAGACACACUGGACCUUUAGUACCACAAACACUAAACACUGUACAGACCCAGUGGAUCAUAUAUCUCUCCCCUGCAGGGUGGUGGAUAUUAAAAUCUUUUAUUUUCUUGAGGUCAUAAUUGAAUUAGAUGAUGCACCUACUCUGCUGUGUUAACAACACACGUCUUAUGGCCAUUGGAAGAUUACAGCCUUCAUUACUAUAUUUUUUCCCAGGAGGAAGAGGAGCUAUUGAUCUGAAAAAGGUCCUUAGAGAAAAUCCCUACUUGUUCCAUAUACAAAUCCAAGGAAAAGUCGAGAAGCUGAAUGAAUAUCUAUCGUUUCCUUUCCAAUGAAAUGUUGUGACUUAUUGAACAAAUACUAAAGGAGCAGUUUGCAGAAGGGGCCAGAGGGUCUCUGCUGUCAGCCAAAUCAAUACGAUGAAUUUUUAAAAGAGCUUGACAGUUUAACCUCAAGGACACAGUGGCCUGUAAUGUCAUCCCAGUGGCUGAAUAUAUAUUACCUUUAACAUGUGGAGUCAGAGCUAAAUAUACAGUAUCGUUAGUAAAGAGCAGGUCAUUUAAUCCUGACUCAAAGCUUGUGGCAACUUUCAUUUGCAUUUUUUGAAUGGCUGCAUGUCAGUUUAAGACCCUUACUCAGUAUUUUCUAUGAGUGCAACUUUAGCAAAUAUACUUUGUGGGUUCAUAAAGGUUGAAGCAUUGUUUAAUUUCCGAAGCCAUUAAUCAAGGAAACAGGGAAACAUUAACAGAGAGGGCUGCGUAGUGAGUUUAAUCACCACCGGGCAUGGGUGUUAUCACUAAUUAACUGGGUGAUAUAUAAUUUCAUUCUGCUGGCAAACUGAAGAUAGGACAGCCAGAAUGUAAAGCAGGCUUCGCUGUAAUCUGACAGUCAUUGUUGUUGAAUAAUACUGAGCUGAAACAAUGAAUUUGUUAAUUAACAUACAAAUAAUGUGUAACUACUCUGAUGAUUUUACUCUAAAAUGCCAAAAGAUAUCACAGGUUACAGCAUUUCUAAUAUUAUUAUUGUUUUCUGAUAUUUUACAGACCGAUUAAUCAUUGAUUAAUCAAGAAAUUGAUGUACACCUUAAUUAUAAUGGAUACAAUGAUCUGUUGCAGACCUUACAUUAUACAACACCUGAUUUUUAGUUGAAUCAAUCUUGUGUUUCCAAAGAAUUGAUGUACCCUAUGUACAAGCCAGUACAGUACACACCCGUCAAAUGUAAGCCUCUAUACAGACUCAGUCAAGAAAUAUUAUCUUCCCUAUACUUACUGUAUAUGUACAGACAAGCAGCUGAAUCACAGUCACGGUAAAAAAAACACAACUAGAAUCUGGUCAUGAUGGAUAACUUCUGCCAUCUAGAGGACAUCAAGAGAAAUAAACUUUUCUCACAUAAUAUGACAUGUUUUUCAAAAUAAGCCUUGAUGUUUGUGUCAGUUUAUAUAAAAGGCAGCGACGUGGGAAUUUUGUCUGAACCAAAACUAUGUUGAGAAUUUCUAUUUUGUUGAUAUCAAGAGAUAAGAUGUGAAGAUAAUAUACAAAACACUAAAGUAUAAUCAUAUAACCUAGUAACAACUAUUAAAUGUUCAAUUAUAACAUGCAAAAACUAUUUAUUUCACUUUAUUUGCUGCUGUAGUAAUUUCCUGAGACACAACCAUUAAUCCAUCCAUAUACUGAUCCAUAAGUCUGACACUAAUGCUGAUGAAAAGCAAAUACAACCACAAGUCAUUCGUAAAAGUCCCUUCACGCAGAAUGAGUCAAACCUGAAGAUCUUUAUCUCAAUAACAACAUCCACAUACUUUCUUGUAAAGCACUACGUCUCCACGCUAUACUGCUUGUGAACUGACAGCUUGUCUAUAGUUUGAUUCUCUACUUAAUGCUGCUAUUAUAUAUUAUAAUCAUGUGGGGGCAUGAAUGCUGCUAAUACGCCUGUACCCAGGUCUUGUUUACUUCUUUAAAAACUAUGUUGAUCUUUAUAAACAGUGACUAUUUUAUAGUUUGCAUGGACCAGCACUGAACCUUUAAUGACAUGUUUUCAAUGUAGAGUGACUGUAGCUCUGGAAACAGAGAACACAGACGCCGACUUGAAAUCAGCAAUGGUUUACAAUCUGAUACAAGAAAACAAAGAGGGAUGUUUCUGUGUGACCUGUUGUGCACUGACGUCUGUAUUUCCCUCCAGUGAGACUGCAGAUAUGUAAAAGUAGAUGGGAUGGAGACAGCUGCAAAUUUAAACUGGACGAUGCUCACUGUUAAAGCUUUUUAAUGUCGCCUACCUUUAUUCUGUUGAAUCUUCUUCGGCAUGACUGUUGCUUGCAUGCCCUGCCUUUAUGAACAGUGCACAGUAGUUAUGAGCCUUUCUAGAGAUGAUGCUAUUAUGGAAUCUUAUAUACCUUUAAAAAUACAGACGGAAUGUAUAUUUAUUGAAUAUCCUUGUUAAUGCACACUACUGAAUUAUCUGAUCCCUACAUUUUUACUCUUAAUAAAAAAUAAGGAAUCUUG
Messenger RNA from Hippoglossus stenolepis (Pacific halibut), 5954 nucleotides. RefSeq names its product inactive phospholipase D5. Lineage: Eukaryota; Metazoa; Chordata; Actinopteri; Pleuronectiformes; Pleuronectidae. Bases 510 to 2201 code for a protein of 563 amino acids. The transcript is spliced from 10 exons. The record is from RefSeq and is a predicted model, not a curated record. Gene Ontology annotation, molecular function: catalytic activity.